CUCUGAGUUGCCUUUUGCUAAGCACCCAGCACUCAGCAGUUAAGACUCUUCUCUCCUCCUCUCUUUUUGCUUAUACAGAAAAAUGGCCACAGCAGCAUUUUCUGCAAUUUCCCUUCUGCUUUUUGUGCUCAAUCUUUGCUUUAGAGGCACUUUUGGAGACUAUGGAGGAUGGCAAGGUGGUCAUGCCACUUUCUAUGGUGGGGGUGAUGCUUCUGGGACAAUGGGAGGUGCUUGUGGGUAUGGCAAUUUGUAUAGCCAAGGGUAUGGUACUAACACUGCAGCACUUAGUACUGCCCUAUUCAACAGUGGCUUGAGCUGUGGAGCUUGCUAUGAAAUGAGAUGUGACAAUGAUCCCAAAUGGUGUCUCCCUGGAACUAUCACAGUCACUGCUACCAACUUCUGCCCUCCUAACUAUGCCCUGUCAAAUGACAAUGGUGGCUGGUGCAAUCCUCCUCUCCAACAUUUUGACUUGGCUGAGCCUGCUUUCUUGCAAAUUGCUCAGUACAGAGCUGGAAUUGUACCCAUUUCCUUCAGAAGGGUGCCCUGUAUGAAGAAAGGAGGAAUAAGGUUCACCAUCAAUGGACACUCAUACUUCAACUUGGUUUUGGUGACAAAUGUUGGUGGAGCAGGAGACGUACAUGCAGUAUCAAUCAAGGGCUCUAAGACAGGGUGGCAAGCCAUGUCAAGAAACUGGGGCCAGAACUGGCAAAGCAAUGGAAUCCUCAAUGGGCAAAGCCUUUCUUUUCAGGUCACCACAAGUGAUGGUAGGACAGUGACAAGCUACAACAUUGUGCCUGCUAACUGGCAAUUUGGACAAACAUUUGAGGGUGGUCAGUUUUAGAUUUUUUUUGCUUUUAAGGAGAAGCAACUGUAUUUAUUUGCUAUUAUAGUACUGUAAAAUGGUUUGUGAGAAGGGGAGGGGGUUCAGGGUAUAGGAGAAGAUUGGCCAAUGUGGCUGGCUGUUGCUGAGGUGGUUAUUGGCACCCGCUAGGCCUUUCUAUUUAACAGAAAUGAUUGUGAGAUUUAAGAGACUUUGGUUACUUUGGAUAGGGAUGGAUGUUUUCUUUUCCUGUUAGUGGUGGCUUUUUGUUUCUUUCAAAGCCUUCAAAUACCACAUUUGUUUGUAAUUUAAUCCCCAAAUCCCAGUUGGGGCAAUUUAUGCAAUACAUCAAUGAUCACCUUGAUUGUCGUUUUGCACAACUUCAA
This is a messenger RNA of Manihot esculenta (cassava), 1206 nucleotides long. Its product is annotated as expansin-A8. Lineage: Eukaryota; Viridiplantae; Streptophyta; Magnoliopsida; Malpighiales; Euphorbiaceae. The coding region runs from base 83 to 841 and encodes 252 amino acids. The record is from RefSeq and is a predicted model, not a curated record. Gene Ontology annotation, biological process: plant-type cell wall organization. Gene Ontology annotation, cellular component: extracellular region. The transcript is spliced from 3 exons.